AUGGUCUCUAAACAGAUAUAUUGUGGAGAUGUGUUCGAGUUCUCCCCCAAACACCUCAUCGACCCUACAGUCCAAAUGGAAGCUGUGAUUGACAAGGGGUGUCUGAUAGCCCUGGAGCCCCACAUGCGCGACGCUUACUUUCAAGUCAUUCAACAGUUCAUAUGCAAAGUACCAAAAUGCAGGUACCUGUGUGCUCUGUACGAGCACACUAUGGACACGGGCCCCCCUCAUGUAGUCCCGCUUGAGUAUGUGUGCACUGUUCUGAGUAGGUUGGGGUUCAAAAUGAUCAACUACUUCAUAGGGGAAGAUUUUUCGGGGCUCUCUAACGAAAUCGAGAACAUGAGACGAGAAAUGACAGAUGUGUAUAAGGAAAAUGCCUACCUUUUUGCUAAAUAACACCUGGCUAAACGAUUUCCUUUCCCAAAAUAUUUGAGCGUAUGUGAAUAAGUUUUGACCAUAACAAAAAACGGACUACGCUUAGACAUGAUGAAUAGACUUUCAUGGAUCCUCUGCGAAUAGCAGAAAC
Messenger RNA from Symsagittifera roscoffensis, 526 nucleotides. RefSeq lists its product as uncharacterized. Gene Ontology annotation, molecular function: S-adenosylmethionine-dependent methyltransferase activity. The transcript is spliced from 2 exons. NCBI's taxonomy places the organism in Eukaryota, Metazoa, Xenacoelomorpha, Acoela, Convolutidae. Bases 1 to 396 code for a protein of 131 amino acids. The record is from RefSeq and is a predicted model, not a curated record.